Messenger RNA from Eublepharis macularius, 1401 nucleotides. Its product is annotated as E3 ubiquitin-protein ligase TRIM58-like. Gene Ontology annotation, molecular function: zinc ion binding; protein binding. NCBI's taxonomy places the organism in Eukaryota, Metazoa, Chordata, Lepidosauria, Squamata, Eublepharidae. The transcript is spliced from 6 exons. The record is from RefSeq and is a predicted model, not a curated record. Bases 1 to 1401 code for a protein of 466 amino acids.
AUGGCCUCAAUCCCACCAUCCAUCAAUGUGGAUCAGGAAGCCAAAUGCCCCAUCUGCCUGGAGUGCAUGUCGGACCCAGUGGUCCUGGACUGCGGGCACAGUUUCUGUCGAGGCUGCAUCACCAGUUACUGUGAAAAAUGGGAAGCACUGGGGGAAACACUGGAGUGUCCCACUUGCAAAGCCAAGAUCCAGAAAGGGAAUUUCCGGACCAACUGGCAGCUGAAAAACUUAGUAGGAAAAAUUAAACUCCUGUCACUAAAUCCACAAAAAGACGAUCUAUGUGUGAAACACAAGGAGAAGCUGCACCUGUUCUGCAAAGAAGAUAAAGAGCUGAUGUGCUGGAUAUGUAAGAGAUCCCCGCAACAUAAAUCACAUGCCCUUCUUCUCUUGGAAGAGGCUGCCCAGGAAUAUAAGGAUCAGAUGUGCAGGAGCCUGGAGAUUGUGACAAAUAAGAGAAAGACAAUUCUGGCACAUAAAGCAGACACAGAGAAGGAAAGCCAAGACCUGCUUGAAAAAAUUGAACUGGAGAGGCAAACGGCAGUAGCUGGAUUCAGAAAAUUGCACCAGUUUUUGGAAGAACGAGAACAGCUUCUGCUAGCCCAUAUGGAAGAGGUAGAGAAGGAGAUUGCAAGAAAAAGGGACGAGCACUUGGACAAACUCUCAGAGGAACUCUCCUCUCUUAAAAAUCUCAUCUGGGAAAUUGAGGAGAAGUGUCAGCAGCCAGCAAUUGAACUUCUGCAGGAUAUCAAGAACACCUUGAAGAGUUUUGAGGUUAAGAAGACAUUUGAGAAUCCAGUAGCUUUUCCUCCUGAGCUGAAGUGGAAGAUUGGGGAUUUCUGUCAUACAAAUUCCUUUCUGGAGGAUUUCAUGAAGAAAUUCAAAGGAAAUGUAACUCUGGAUCCGAAGACAGCUCAUCCCCAACUCAUCCUGUCUCAGGAUCUUAAAAGUGUGAGACGGGGAGAUAAAAGUCAAGAGCUGCCCAACAAUCCUGAGAGAUUUGACCAAUUUGGCAUCGUGCUGGGCCUUGAGGGAUUUGCCUCAGGCAGGCAUUUCUGGGAGGUGAGGGUGGAAAGUGAGGAAGAAUGGGUUGUGGGCGUAGCAAGAAAAUCUGUAAAGAGGAAGGGUAAAGUCAACGUGAGUCCGGAGGGAGGGAUCUGGGCUGCAGGGAGGUGGGCAAGUGAGUACAAGGCUUCCAUUAGGAGCAAAAACCCUCUUCUGAGUGCAAGCGGGGAGCUGAAGAGGAUCUGGGUGACUCUGGACUAUGAGAGGGGUCAGGUGGCCUUUUUUGAUGCCGAUUUGGAAACCCAUCUCUACACAUUCUCAGCAGCUUCAUUCUGUGGAGAGACCCUCCUGCCCUUCUUUUGGGUGCAUGGAAAAGCCCACCUCAGACUCUAUCCCUAG